Molecule: messenger RNA, 405 nt
Organism: Cryptococcus wingfieldii CBS 7118
Lineage: Eukaryota; Fungi; Basidiomycota; Tremellomycetes; Tremellales; Cryptococcaceae
Exons: 1
Coding region: 1-405 (134 amino acids)
Source: RefSeq, a predicted model, not a curated record
AUGCCGUCCAAAAAAUCCAGGAUCAUCGCCGGCCGUCGAGCCGCCCAGCCCCACAAACCCAGCACCCGUAAAACCCAACUCCACAACGACAUCACCUCCUUGAUCUCUGACAUCAACUCCAAAGUCUAUGCUUCCGACGACCCUGCCUCACAUACUGCCACCAACACAAAGAGCGAUGUGGAUAGAGAGUGUGUCAAAGGAGGAGGCUGGGUGGCCUGGGCAGACGAUGUGGACGCUUUACGCCGACCGCAUGAAGAAUGGACGAGACUGUUAGAAGACGGCCGCCAGACUCGUCAAUCUCUCGGCGCCCUCCAAGCUACUCUAGCAAAAACGAAAGAAACGAUCCAUACCGAAGCCAACACUGUUGGAUUCUGGAGUUCAGUACGCAGGACGCUGCGAGUAUAG